AUGAUCGCUCGCAUGUUCAAUGCUCCUGGUGAGGGUUCUCAAGGCCACGCCAUGGGGCCAUCAUGUAUCGGUUCCUCUGAGGCUAUAAUGCUGGGAACUACUUAUACAGGUCAGUAUGAAGACGUACAAGCAAUCAACGAUUUGAUUGUCCAGCGCGGCAUCGAUUGUCCCAUUCAUGUCGACGCUCCUAGUACUGGGUAUUGGAUGGGUGGUCUGGCGCUCUCCAGAGUAUCUCCUAAAGAGCGGUUCAACAUCAAUUACCUCGGUGCUGAACAAGCUAGCUUCACCCUAAAUUUCUCCAAGGUGCUUCACAAGUCAUCAGUCAAACGCGGCUACGUGCCAUAA
Blastomyces dermatitidis ER-3 is the source of this 345-nucleotide messenger RNA. Its product is annotated as glutamate decarboxylase. The coding region runs from base 1 to 345 and encodes 114 amino acids. The record is from RefSeq and is a predicted model, not a curated record. Gene Ontology annotation, biological process: L-glutamate catabolic process. Gene Ontology annotation, cellular component: cytosol. Lineage: Eukaryota; Fungi; Ascomycota; Eurotiomycetes; Onygenales; Ajellomycetaceae. Gene Ontology annotation, molecular function: glutamate decarboxylase activity; pyridoxal phosphate binding. The transcript is spliced from 3 exons.